GGCAUGCAGGGUCACCAUCAUGCUGCCACAUGUUGCUCAACGAUGGUUUCGCUGCAUGCAGCAGGCUCACCAAUCUCAAAAAACUCAGAAACUGUCAAUCAGGGUGGUGGCAAUUUCAGCCCAUCGAGCUCAGCGAAGUCCGCACAAAACUCAUUUAACUCGCCGGGUAGCAUCGCCAACAGAAAAGUCAUGAAGAGUGAUGGUUCCAGGGAAGCGGAGGGUAAUGAACAAGAUGGAGAUGAGAAGGGGGCCAGAGGGGAGGGAAAACAUCGUGAAACAUUUGUUGAUGCGGUCUGCAGACUCACCAAUGAACCACGGUGUUCUGGUACAGCACUUCCUGACAUGCAGGAGCAGGAGGUGCAGGUUGGGUCUGAAGGCAGGAGAAAAAGUGCACAUCAUUUUCUGGCGAUGGAGGAAAGCCUGCUUGAGGACGUUGAUUGGCCAGAGGCUGUCCGGAGUUGGCAGAGGGGAGAGCUAAGCAACUACGACUACCUUCUGAUUCUCAACUAUCUUGCGGGAAGACGAUGGGGAGACCGGUGCUUUCACACUGUGAUGCCGUGGGUUAUAGAUAUGAGUUCAGUGUCAAGCCAGGCCGAGGCCGAGAAUGGUAAGAUGGAAGAGAGUGAAAGCAAGAUCGCUCUACUCCUUUCCCAUUUCACGGAUCUCCUGGCAACGUGCAUUGCACAACAAGAGGACAUCCACCGCCUCGACGACGCAGUUCAGACGCACAACCAGGAGUUUGAUCAAGUCAACAGCCGCCUCCAGCAGCUGGAGCAACGACCCGUCACCGCCCGCGAUGCCAGCUCCUCCAACACCACUGAUCGCGACGUCGGAGCCCUCAAUGACGGCGCGCAAGUACAGCAAACUGCCACGCAACAAUCGGAACAACGGUUUUGUGUUGUUGCCGCCACCCCGAGCUCGGCACCGCAUGAGACAACUCCGAAGUUUGAUGGUCAAGAGAUCUUCUGCGAUUCGACGAAGGCGGACCCGGUUCCGUGGUUUCGCAAGUUUGAGCUCAAGUUGCAGCUACACCACGUCAGCGAGGACAACCAUCACGCGUACUUAUACUCCCGGUCGGGGGGCGCGUGCCUAGCAUGGUUGGACAAUCUCUUGUCCAAGUACGGAGUGCUGGCUGCCGACUUGCACACCAAGAUCAGUUGGGAUGAUCUAAAGGCGGCAUGGCAUAAGCGGUUCCAAGUAGAGUCGUCGGAGAUCAAGGCAAUGGACAAGCUGAUGGUCUUCGAACAAGGCACGCUGCCGAGUGGUGAUGAGCAGCUAGACUUUACCUAUUCGAGUUCAGAAACACCUCAUCAUAUAUCUGACGAGUGCCUCUCAGAGCUGGCUGUGUGCAUAUACAAGGCAAGGAGGCUUCCUCUGUGGAUUCUCAAGCAGCAAGUACGUUCUGUUUAUGAACCAAAUGAGUACCCAAGCAGCAUGUCACGGCUUUAUGAGUGGACACCCGAUGAGUGCAUUCCAGAGUUCUUCACAGAUGCGGACAUCUUUGUCUCAAGGCAUGAGGGGAUGAGCGACCUGGCAGUACCAGAAUGGGCCUGCGACUGCACCGACUUCAUUUCAUUGCAUCGCGGUGUAUGUCUCUUCUUUUCUUAAUGAGCUUAACGUUCUCUUAGCAAGGACAUACCUCCUUUCCGCAGGUGCCGUUUUUCAUUUUUGACACGUGGUCCAACUCACUA
Chara braunii is the source of this 1691-nucleotide messenger RNA. Lineage: Eukaryota; Viridiplantae; Streptophyta; Charophyceae; Charales; Characeae. The record is from the annotation of a GenBank genome assembly.